This is a messenger RNA of Coniophora puteana RWD-64-598 SS2, 2620 nucleotides long. Its product is annotated as ATP-dependent DNA helicase. The transcript is spliced from 24 exons. Gene Ontology annotation, biological process: double-strand break repair via homologous recombination. The record is from RefSeq and is a predicted model, not a curated record. The coding region runs from base 1 to 2334 and encodes 777 amino acids. NCBI's taxonomy places the organism in Eukaryota, Fungi, Basidiomycota, Agaricomycetes, Boletales, Coniophoraceae. Gene Ontology annotation, molecular function: ATP binding; 3'-5' DNA helicase activity; four-way junction helicase activity. Gene Ontology annotation, cellular component: chromosome; cytoplasm.
AUGUUGCCACGAAAAUGCGAGAAUGCGAAAGGAUUCAAAGGAAAGCAAAGAGAAAUUGUCCAGGCUGCUAUAUCAGGGAAAGACGUGUUUGUACUCGCACCGACCGGAAUGGGCAAGGUAGCCGUGUACCCACUCUUAAGCGCAUUUAUGCGACCUAAUGUUGUUGCACCAGAGCUUGUGCUUUCAGCUUCCCGCAUCGGCCGAAAAGAGGUGGCCAGCCUUCAGCGCAAGUACAUACCCGCUAUGGCUCUAACGUCGGACUCCACCCCCGAAGAACGACAGAAGAUCAUAGAUGACUUGGUGUACGGAGAUCCACAGAAUCGAUUGCUCUACACUACACCUGAGAAACUUUGCACGAAGGACAUUACGCGACUCUUGCAAGUGGUGUAUGACGACCACAAGCUCAACAGACUCGUAGUUGACGAGGCUCACUGCAUUUCGGAAUGGGGUCAUGACUUUCGAGCCGAAUAUCGAAAAUUGGGUCAUUUUCGAGAUCGUUUUCCUGAGGUACCCGUCAUGGCUCUUACAGCUACUGCUACGCCGAGCGUGCAGCGCGACAUUAUUCGGAGUCUGAGGAUGGACGAACAGAAUAUGUACAAGGCUGUACACCCCUUCAACAGGGACAAUCUUUUCUAUGAAGUCCGGUAUAAGUCAGGAGUAGACCCGUUAUCUCGGAUGGCAGAGGUGCUGGAUUUCAUUACGACUCUUUACCGCCGGCGCGAGAGACCUUCAUCCGGCAUCAUAUAUUGUCGAACAAGGGCAACAUGUGACGAUCUGUCCGCAUUCCUACGAGGAAAGGGCUUGAGCGCUAGACCGUAUCACCGUGGCAUCAAGUCUAAUGUCCUCGACACUACUCUAAAGCAAUGGGAGAACGGUGGUAAUGGAGAGGGGGGCGUGGAUGUUGUUUGUGCCACCAUAGCCUUUGGCAUGGGCAUAGACAAAGCAGAUGUCAGAUAUGUCAUCCACUAUGAUUUACCACAUAGUUUAGAAGGCUACUACCAAGAGACUGGGCGAGCUGGAAGGGAUGGCGCAGCGUCGCGCUGUAUUCUUUAUUACUCACGAGAAGAUGCAUAUCAGGCCCAAAGACUCGUCGCAGAUUCUCACAUCAAACGCCAAACCUCUGCUGAAGAAAUGAACGGUCCGCAGCCGAGCCAGCGGUCUAUCAACAGCUUCAGCACUCUCAUCGACUUCGCUGAAAACGUCAACAUCUGCCGGCAUGUGCUGAUCUGUAGAUAUUUUGGCGAAGUAGUCGAUAUUUCUGACCGCGAUCAGCUACAAAGCUACUGUGAUGGGAUGUGCGAUGUCUGCAAAUACCCUGAAAAGACAAGACGGCGAAAACAGGAGCUGACGUCCGAGGAGCUGACUUUUGCUGAAUAUAGCUCUAAGAAGCCAGCGAGUAAAGCGGGCCAAAUCCGGAGCAACGACGCACACGACUCUGCUGCGCCGAAACGGUCCGCAUUUGAGCCAGGUAACUCUGAACGGCGUAAUAAGAAAGCGAAAACAAGCGAAGCGUUGCCUCCUGCCAUAGUCACGAAGCCCCAUUCGUCUGAGAUCAACCUUAAAAAGCCGUUCAAGACUCCAUUCAUGAAGACGGAAGAAACAUGUGCGACUGACGAACACGUUGGUCAAUCGGAUGAAGCUUCGAUGAUUGAAGAUGAAGUCCCAGAUAUUGACGACACUAGCGAUGACAUGGAGGAUGUGAAGUUUUCAAAGCCUAUGAGGCGUCGGCAGACGCCUCCGACAAAAAUUCCAAUAAGGGUCGAUGAAUCACCCAAGUCAGAUACUGAGAUCGGCAUUCCUAAUAUCAAGGCUGAGCUAGAGGCAGACUUCUCCAAGAAAAUAUCGGUAACUUCACGAUCCCAGAAACUGGACACAUUUUCUCAUUGUCAUUGCCAGAUCGGCCUUCGUGAAAGUAGUUACCAAGACAUUCGGAAAGCACUCUUCAAUCUAAUGACAGACCGAAGAUGGAGAUUUUUGAAAGAUACCCCUUCCUUAAACAGCGACAGGAACGGCACGCUAGCGAAGGUUGCGACUCGCUUAGAAUAUGCUGUUCACAUGAUGUCGGCGACAGAUGGCGGAUACGAGGAGCGUGCGUCGUCGAAGGUUCAGGCAGUGGAGCUCUUGGGAAAGCAUGAUAGUCUCUGGGCAGAAACAGCCGGCACGACGACUGAUGAGGAGGAUGCACAGGAAUGCGCAGAUGCGUUCGUGUGGAAGUGUAUAUUUCUUGAAUUCGGGGGAAUGUUCAAUUUGCGCGAAGGAUGUUCCAAAGACAUGCUCCUUCCUCGCGUUGGCCCAUCAGAUCUAGCGCUUGCGGUCGAUCGCUGCCAUAUUUGAGCGAGAACGCAGCGGACGUGCCGCCAAAAGUGAACUCUAGUGAUUAGUCUGAAUUAACGUUUUUCAAGAUAACUUCGAUAUGUGCAAGACAUACUGCCGUCGCUGCCAAACCGAUUGGAUAUAAUUACUAUCACUUCGCGUCCAGCAUUUGUAGUAGCAGAUUCAACAUCGGAUGUCAGUGCAGGGGCUGCCCAAAGAGGUCGCAGACGCAUUGCCCAGUAGUUAACGGUUUGCAAUUGGGGUACGGAAACAUCUUCCUCUAUAACGGCUGGCUCAUCCCCGUCAU